AUGAGUUGUAUUUGUUUCCGAGGCCCAAAGGAGAAGAAGAAGAGCAAUCAAGCGCAUGGCGACAAAGGUGCCCGGAAAUUCAGACCUCCGCGGGGAUACACCGGAGGAACUGCAGCUGGUGGUUCCACUACCGGAAAUGGUAAUUUGACUGUUUUGACUGAUCAUGAUGGCGGUGUCGUUUUGGCGUCCACGUUUGGUUUUGCGGUUGCUGCAGCUGCGGUGGUCGAUGCUGGGGAACAUGGUGGAAGCUGUGGUGGUGGAGAAUGCGGCGGCGCCGGCGGGUGUGGUGGUGGCGGCUGCGGCGGUGGUUGA
Molecule: messenger RNA, 312 nt
Organism: Cucurbita pepo subsp. pepo (vegetable marrow)
Lineage: Eukaryota; Viridiplantae; Streptophyta; Magnoliopsida; Cucurbitales; Cucurbitaceae
Source: RefSeq, a predicted model, not a curated record